Molecule: messenger RNA, 10394 nt
Organism: Haliotis rufescens (red abalone)
Lineage: Eukaryota; Metazoa; Mollusca; Gastropoda; Lepetellida; Haliotidae
Product: trichohyalin-like
Exons: 32
Coding region: 213-6044 (1943 amino acids)
Biological process (GO): microtubule anchoring at centrosome
Cellular component (GO): centrosome
Molecular function (GO): calcium ion binding
Source: RefSeq, a predicted model, not a curated record
ACUCUAUGCAAUAACGGCCAAUAUACAAUGGCUUUUAUGCAUGGCUACUUGGGUAAGGUGGUAUUAGCCCUGUAUCGCAUAUCGGGGGCCUGUGUUGUGCUCAACUGUUGUGUCGGUGGCAGUAUGUGAUAUGGGAAAUAUGCCGGUGUGAAAAUGGAGACUGCGGGCAGGUGACAUCUGGGACAGUUGUGUGGGACUUCGUAGGAUAGGACAUGAUGGCGGAGUCGGAGGAAUACAGCUCCCAGCUGCGGGAGGUGUUUGACAUGUUUGACAAGACGGGGGAGGGCGCCCUGGGACGGGAGGCCCUGCUGGAUCUAUGCAAGGGUCUGCAGCUGGAGGAGUACUCGGACCUACUCCUGGACAAAGUGCUCAGCGACAAGAAAAAGGUGCAGUUUGAUGACUUCAAGGAAGCUUUUGUUGGCAUCCUACAGGAUGUAGCACCCCUGAACUUAGAUGACGACAAGAAAACGGACGUCCAUGUGACACCAAAGUAUGUACUGGGUGGCAAGACGUACGGACGUCGCUCCAAGCCGGAUGUCUUGAACGAUGGUCAGUUGGAUCAGCGAGCCAUUGAGGAUGAGGAACUGCUAGACAUAGAAACUGCUGCAAACACUGGCCAUCUUGGCUUCAAACAAGGAGGGCGGAUUAUCUCCCCUAGAUCAGAGAACGAGGACAAUGAGUUCCACAUCAAAAGAAGACGGAAAGAUGCCCCUCGGCCUCGGGGGAUUCAGGACGAGACCUUUGAGGCUGAAGGUCAGAUGAACCUGACGAUGACAGACGCAGACGUUGAGUCCGGGCAGGAUAAGCUGCUGGAGGUGUGGCGAACACUUGGAGUGGGGCAAGAUGGCUACCUCACGCUGUCCGAGCUCCGCACUGUGUGCAACUACAUUGAGUUGGAGAUGGAUGAAGAUGAGGUCUGGAAGCUCUUCAAGAAGCUGGAUAAUGACAAUGAUGGCCGCGUCAGCUUUGAAGAACUACUGAAGAGUUUCAGCCAAAGCUCCAGGGCCAGGUCUCUGACUCCCUCACCGCGGCCAUCGCGGAGUAUCCAGCGAUCCCAGAGGCCUGUCAGCACCCCAACAAUACGAUCUCUGUCAGCUCAGCGGAAACUGCGCCUUGGUUCCACUCCUGCGGAACGGAGUGUCACUCCUGUGGUCCUGACAAGUGGCGAGGUGACGGGUCUCUUCACAGCCCUGGACCCAUGGCACUCAGGAUUUGCCCAGCCAGAAGAUGUCAUAGAUCUCUGGGAGAAGCACAACAUCAUGAAUGGAGCUGAUAUUCUCACGGCUCUUGACUUUGACCAUGACACCAAACUGAAUCUCUCUGAGCUGUCCUAUGCGUUGGAGCAGGCUUUAGCCAAUGAGAAUCUAGACGCUGUCUCCCACGCUGCACUGGUCACAUGCCAACAGGAACUGCGACAUCUCAGAUCGUGUGUCGAUGCAUUGACGAGCGAACGGGACAAGUUGAAGUUGGACCUGCAGGAGUCCAACGCCCGAGCUGUGCUGCUGGCCAAGGAGGUUGACGAGAGGCAUGCACACAUGGAGAAGUCUAAUGAGUCCAAGUUGUUUGACAUAAUCUGUGCAAUUAAAGACACCUACAUAACAAUAGAGAAGAAGUACCAGGACCAGAUCCGAAGCCUCCAGGGGGCGCUGGAGUCUGAGCGUGAGACCCACUCGGCGCACUCUGCUAAGCUGCGGCAGAACCUGGAGUCUGAGAUGGAGGGACUGAGACAGCAGGAGUCCAAGUUAAAGGAGAACCUGGCCAUGGCACAGGAGGAGGUGGACCGUCUGCAGGUGGAGUGUGCCAGGUCAUGUGAUAACAUCGAGGACGUUCACCGACACAACACACGCUUGCAGAAGGAGCUGGGCAAUCUUGACGAUCUCCGCAGGAAGCUGACCGAGUACGAGCAGACGCCGGAUGUGAGUGAGGAGAGGCAGCACCAUCUCGGCAAGAUCAACUGGCUGGAGCAAGUCAACAAGGAUCUGAAGGACAAAGUCGAUGAACUCACUGCUGAACUGGAGAAUCUCAAGCAGCAGCUGGCAUCAUGUAAACGCAAACUGCGGGGCAGCUCCAGCUCCCAGACCAAGAUACCCAUCCGAGAGGGCAGCCAGCUCUCAGACUACACCAGGAGGAAGUCCUCUCUGGCAUCCAUGUCAUCCACAGAAGCAGAGGUGGAUGAUCUGGACAAUUCAAAGACAAUAAUAAAGACAUCAAAACUAGCUCGAAGAAAACGGCCUGGAAGGUCAUCAUUAGAAGAUGAUAGUGGCAGUGAGCACAGCCUGUCCAACUCCCAGAAGCUGGACCUGCUGGAGAAGGACCACCAGCACAUCGAACAUUCCUUCAGGUUGGAGGUGGCCCAGCUGGAGGACAGCCACCAGGCAGAGAAGGAAAGAAUCAUGGCCAAUUUUGAGAAAGAAAAGGAGAAGUUGAGGGUGGAGUUUGAGCGGAGCCAGCAGGACCGGCUAGCGGAGCAGCAGAAGGAGCUGCAGAACGUCUUCAUCCUGGAGAAGCAGGAUCUGCUCCAGAAGUAUGAGUCCAAGAAGAACCUGCUCAACCAGGAACAUGACAGGGAGAAGGAGGAACUGCUCAACAGGUUGAAGGAAGAAUAUGAAAAGGACCUUGAGUUACGUGUUGGUAAAAUCAAAGAGAAUUUCACCAAAGAGAUAUCGAGAUUGGAAGAAAAUCGUGGCAUAGAUCGCACUGGUAUUCGUGACCUUGAGAAGAUGUGUACUGACCUUGAAAGGCGACUGAAGACCGAGCGGGAGGAGGCCGAGGCUCUGAGGGAGAAGGACUAUGAGAAGCAUGAGGAGGAGAAGGAGCUACUGAGGCAGGCUCAGGCUCGGGACAGGGAAAAGCUGACCCACCGCUUGCAAGCAGAGCACCAGCAGAGACUUCAGCAGGAAUCGGGGAGGUCCCGAGAUGAUCAUUCGAAGGAGAAUUCAACCCUGCUGAGUACAUCGGCACAGGAUGUCCAUGACCUUGAACAGAAAGUUGCUGACCUUGACCUUAAGUUGAAGUUGCAGCAGGAAGAGAUUGAGUCGGAUUGUGAUCGUCAGAGGGAUGAGCUGGAGCAGAAGCACCAGCUGCAGAUGAAGGAACUGGAGACGAGGCUCAAGCUGGAGCAGCUGGACUAUGAGAAUAUGUUGGAACAGGGAGUGAGUGGUUUGCAAGGCAAAUUAAAGGAGGACUUUGAUGCGCUGGUUGAGCAGGGGCAGAAGGAAGCCACAGCAGCAGAAAGGGCUGCCAUGUAUGAGGAGCUGAGUAAACAUCGGAGUGAGUUGGAGGCAGAAUGGAGAUUCAAGAUGGAACACAUGGAACAGAGAGAGGGUGAGUAUGAAAGUGAGAAAAGACGAGUACUUGAGGAACUGGAACAGAAGAGACUAGCGCUGGAGGAGGACAGUGAAGCACUUGAAAAAAGGAAGGCCGAUUUUGAUCUCGAGAGUCAUAAUAUCCUUGAUGAGUUAGAUCGUCAAGAAACUCUCUGUGAGCAAGCUUCAGACGAGAUGAAGAAAAGGAGGCAGGACUUUGAGGAUGUUAAACAGAAGCUUGAAGUUGAUCUUGAGACGAAGCGACAAGAUCUGGAGAGAAGGCUGCAGGAUGUAGGAAAGAAACAGGAAGAGUUGGAGGAAGAAAAAGAAAGGCUUGAAGAGGAGGUCCAUCAGAGAGAGCAGGAGCUGCAAGCAGAACGUGAUCUUCUCGAGGAGAGGAAAGUUGAAUUUGAACAAAUAAAGGCUCAAUAUGAAGAUAAUCUCAAUCAGGAACAGGACAGUCUGAAUUCAAAUGUGCAAAAGAGGUUGGUUGCUUUAGAAGCAGAAGAAGCCCUUCUCAAUGAAAGGAAGGUGGAGUUUGAGUCAGGGUGGGAGAAACAAAUGGAAAAGAUGCAAGUGAAGGAAAGAGAAAUUGAGGCAUCAAUGCUUCACUUACAACAACAGAAGGUAGAGUUGGAAUCUGAGAAAGAGCAAACUCUGAAUAAUCUGAAUAAGGAGAGAAGCCUGCUGAAAGAGGAGCAGGAUAACCUGUUAGUGAGGCAAAGAGACAUUGAAAAGGAAUAUUCCUCUUCCCUCAAGGAGGUACAAGGACAAAGACAGAAGUUAAGUGAUGAGAAGGAUGAUCUUCUCCAGAGACAGAGAGACUUUGAACAGGAACAUGCAUGUGUUCUGAAGGAGUUCCAGACUCAGAGGGAAGCCCUUAAGGCAGACCAGGAGAACCUGGAUGAAAGAAGACAAGAGUUGGACAGUGAUAAGGCUUCACUGCUGGAGGACCUUCAAACCCAAAAGGAUGAGGUGCGGGUUGAGAAGGAGAAACUGCUGCAGAGGCAGAGAGAGAUGGAGACGGAACACUCUGCCCUUGUGAACCAGCUCAAGAUGCAGGAGGGAGACGUUCAGAGAGAUCGGAUGUCAGUGGAGACCCUCAGUGCUCAGCAUCAGGCCAGGGAGCAGCAGCUUAAGCAGGACUUUGAUCGACAAAAGGACAAAUUGUGCUCAUCAUAUGAGGAAGAAAAGACUGCUCUGAUAGAGAAGUACCAAGAUGAGAUCCUUGACAUGCAGAAGCAGAUGACUGUGAUCAGGCAGAAGCUGGAGGUGGAGAAGAGCCAGCUUGAGCAGCUGCAUCAGCAGGACCAGCUGGAGAGAGAGCAGGACUUGAGGGAGGAGCUGCAGACUGACUUUGUCCGCCAGAUCGAGGAACUACAGGACACAUUUGGUGAUGAACGCAAAGUCCUGGAUCAGAAGAGCCGGAUGCUGGAAGGGGAGAUAACUGAGCUGCAGGUGGAACUGAAGGCGGAGCAGGAGCGAGGGAAGCAAGUUGAGGAACGACUCCAGUCCACAGUCAGCUGUCUGCAGGACCAGCUGAAACAGGUUGAAGACAUGAGAGACAGCCUCCAGGCCAGAUUGACCGAUGUGGAGCAGGAGAAGGCAGAAACACAGGGCAGCCUGGAGAGAAGGAUCGACGAGCUUCUGUCUGACCAGGAGAUGGCUGUGACUGCUGUGAAGGCAGAGGUGGUGGAGACGGCGAAGCAGACACACUCCAGAGAGAAGGAGAAGGUGCAAGAAGAGAUGACACAGAUGACGUCCAAGAUGGACUCUCUUCAGGACCAGCUGACCAGGGUCCAGCAAGAGAGAAGUCAGCUUCUGGAUUACAAGAUGAAGUAUGAGGAGUGUCGUGAGGCCAAGCUGUCCUGUGAAGCCGAGAUCAGGGACCUCAAGCACACUGUGGCAACACUGGAAGCAAGGAUGAACAUGAUACAAAACUUUGAGAGCACCCAGACACAGCUGCUGAAGGAACGGGACCAGCUGCAGUCAAAGGUCACAGAGCUGAAGGAGAAACUCAAGUUUUCACAUGCUGCUUGCACAGAGACUGAAAAGUUGAAGGUUGACUUGAGCAAUAUGACACGUGAAAAGUCCGAGCUCCAGGAAAAGGUGAACUCUCUCAAGGAACACAUCCAGGACUCGAGACCUUCCAAACACAGGGAGGACAAGGAACUCCACGAUGAGAAGAAGCUGCUGGAGAAAAAGUUACAGAAGGUGUCGGACAAGCUACUGGAGGCGAGCACAGCCCUGAGUGUGGCACAAUCACGACAUCUCCAGGAAAUUAGUCGAUGGAAGGACCGCACAAAAAGCAUGGUGGAUCUGGAACAGUUCACUAAUCUUCAACUGGGGCUCAUGGAACAGCAGAGACACAUGAAUGAACUUCAGGCAGCAAUACAGGAGAAGCUGGACCUUAUAGAAGACCUGAAGGAGGGGCACAAGAAGCGUGUGAAGCAGCUGGAGGCAGACAAGAAGGACCUGCACACGAAGGUGGAGUACUACCACAACCUCUUCAAGGAACAGGCAGAGAAACUCAUGACCACAUAUGAGUCUUUAUCAGAGAGAAACAUGAUGGUCAAUGAUCUGCACAUGGAGAACCUUCAGCUUGUCAGCAAGGUGAAGGUCACCGAAGAGCGUCAUCGACAAGCAGAGAAGCGGUGUCUGCAUGUUGAACGGAAAUGUGCAUCACUACAGAAAGUCAUCAACCAGGCGUGCCAGAACAUUGCACAUGCCUAUGCAUGAUUACAGAAUCUCUCUUGAAAUAUGUGAUCUUGGGAAUGGAAAUUCUCGUUUUCUGAGAUUAUUUUAAGAUAUAUGAUGAAAGAAUCUUUUUACUUUCUUAAUGUGAAGACAUUAUGAUUUUAUGCCUUAAUGACCUUGGCUGUGACCAUAAAAUGUGAUAAAGUGGAUAUGCCUCAUGCAUGCUGUUGAUGGAUGCAGAGACACUGUCAUUGGAUGCAGAGACACUGUCGUUGGAUGCAGAGACACUGUCAUUGGAUGCAGAGACACUGUCGUUGGAUGCAGAGUCACUGUCGUUGGAUGCAGAGACACUGUCUUUGGAUGCAGGGACACUGUCGUUGGAUGCAGAGACACUGUCGUUGGAUGCAGAGACACUGUCAUUGGAUGCAGGGACACUGUCAUUGGAUGCAGGGACACUGUCGUUGGAUUCAGAGACACUGUCAUUGGAUGCAGAGACACUGUCAUUGGAUGCAGAGACAUCGUCGUUGGAUGCAGAGAAACUCAUCGGAUGCAAGAGACAUUUUCAUUGGAUGCAGAGACCCUGUUGUUGGAUGCAGCCACUGCUUCUGGAUGCUUCAAGAUGACCACAAGUGAUAUGAGAUUACCACAGAACAGGUGGACAGUUGGUGUUAUGUACAGUAUUGUUGUAAUGACAGCCUUCAGGAGUAUCUAGCUGUUCUCUAGAUGUUUGUUGUCUCCGAGGAUAUGAGUGCCUUCUGUAGUAUUAUGUAGUGCUAUUUGAUUCAUCUGUUCUGAAUACCUCAAUUACAGAAUUACUCCUGGAAUAUUCAUUCCAAUGUUAUCCAUUCCAGUGUGUGUAUAUGUGCCUGGUUCAUUAUUAUCAAUGUGUCACUUCUUCCUCUGAACUGAACCUUCCACUUCAGGAUUAAUAACUUUAGUGCUCUUCGACCAUGUAUAUCAUAGAGAUCAGAUUAUUGAGAUCACCUCACCCAAUGGAACAGGCACAGACCUUGUGUGUACAGACCAUGCAUGGCGACCAUGACUGCAAUACUCUGGGAUAGAACCCUACACACUCACUCACUCACUCACACACUGAAGGGUAGAUAUGUCUUUACAGGGUCUGACAAACAUUCCAGUCAAUGUGUUUGUGAUGUAUGUGCCAUUUCUGUGAUUGUCUCUGCGUUGCUUCUUGGUGAUGACUCCCUUGAUAACACUCCCUGAACAUUCGCCUCUACCAUGUCAGAUGGAAGAUACAGGGUGAUGUCAACAUCAGUCUGUAGACAUAGCGGUUUGUUCUCAGUGACGGCUAUAGAAUGGUAUGAGAAGCUUAUUGUAUUACUCAAUACCCACAUUAAGAAGGAGCUUCUUGAAAUAGAUGGGAUUAUAUCCAACUUGAUGAAGUGUAUGGAAUUCUUUGAAAUGCAUUUAUUAGAGAUAAUCAUGAGAGUGCAAGGCAAGGUGUUUACUUCUGUAUCCAUCCAUUUACUGUUAUCAAUACGACUUUUUCUGAUUUUUAUCACUUCCAAAAGUCCAACAAAUAACUUCUUCUGAUGUAUUUCCCAUGUGGUUUAGCAUUCCUUGUUUUAUGUAUUUUAGUUUACACAUCUAUGAUGAGUUAGCAUGAAUAGAGCAUAGUGGUGUCAACACCUGAUGUUAAAUGGACUAAUCCAAGCAUUAGUCAUUGUCAGCUCUUGAAUCUCUGUGACAGUCACAAUGAGUCGGACCUGAUGAAGGUGACCAUGCAGAUCAGGCUGAACUUUCAGGUCAGCAUUUAUUCUGUUAUGCAUAGCAUCUAAUUCAGUAUUAAUCUUCCAGUAUUUUCUUGUUGAGCGGGUCCUUAGUUGAGUUGAGUCUGUGACGAAGCAAAGAAUAACGUAAUAUAUGAUCAAUUGAAAUAUGCUUGCCUCACACCUGUACUUAAUAAUAGUUUUGUUUUAACUUUAAUUCCUGAUGUUUUACAAGCAUGUUUAAGAUAAAUAUCCGAAUACAUAUUUCCUUAUAUUUUAAUUGCUUCUUUUGUGAUAAAUUUGCACUCUGGUCAAAAUUUGUAAAACUUAGUCAUAUGCUUGCCAUGGGCUAAAUAUGAUAUUAAAGUUUUUGUUGAUUUUAACCAAUAGCCUUUCCCCCAGAGCAGAUGUAGUAAAUGUAAUAACUUGGAUUCUCACAUGACUAAAACCAUGCAUCACAAAGAGUUAAGCAUUGCACAUGUACCAUGGAAACUAAUUAAAUUGAACUCCAGUAACCCAACAUUUCAUUUGAGACAGUGUUCCUUUGUGGCCAUGGCAGGGGCCUAGUGGUUAAAGCGAUCGCUCGUCUCGCCGAAGACCCGGGUUAGAUUCCUGAUGGGUACAAUGUGUGAAGCCCAUUUCUGGUGUCCCCCGCCGUGAUAUUGCUGGAAUUUUGCUAAAAGCGGCAUAAAACCAUACUCAGUCAGUCAGUGGUGGCCGUGGCAGGAUCUGCCACAGUGGUCUUGUAUCGCACUCCACUUGUCCCGAACUAUGGACAAAUGUCUCUAAAUAUAUUUGCUGGGUUCCACCUGAUUAAAUUGGUCUGACUGUACUUCUAUUUGAAUAUUAAUGAUCUUUAUUAACCUCAGAAGCACCAAUGGACGUGAUCUCUUCAAUUUGCUCCAGAAUGAGCAUGGUAAUUAUGUCUGUUCUUCAAUGACAAAGAGGGCUUAUCCAUACACAUUACAGAUUUACUCAUCUUGUGAAAGAUAAAAGAUGCAAGAAAAUUUAUAUCAAAAUGAUGGAAGUGAGUUCUUCUCAUUCUCCAUGAUACACAGGUCGUGUUGUGAUUGUAGUUUUGGAAUUGACAGAAUAAUUGUGUGGUCGUCAUGUAACUUGAAAAUCAAAAUGUUAUGGUGCUAUAACUGAGUUGAUGUUUUCUCAUGAUGUGUUUGUUUUUUAUUUUUUCAUGUAACAAUUUGUAAGUUAGUUUGUACUGUUUCAUUUGCAUUUACAUGACAGCUGAGUUACAACCAUAUAGUAUUUCAACUUGAGGUGAAAAGUGCAGCAUAAUGACAUUAUUAUUUAAGGUGUUUAUCUGCUAUUGAUAUAAUAUAUACCUUUUCAUUGAAGUAUUUAUUGUUUUGAUUGUUAGUAUAAACAUGUUUACUAUAGUCUUCAUCACUUGAAAAAGAAUAAAGAAAUAUUGUGAUCAUUAAUCAACGAAGAUAACUGCAUGUGUGCUUUUACACAUAAAGUGAAAACAAGCUAUUCCUCUGAUAAGGAAUAUUACUGACAAGAACGACAAAAACGUAGUUACAAUCUUUAUUCUUUAUUGGCAAAAUGGCUUAUUUUCACUUCAUAUGUAAUAGCACACAUGCAACUGUCUUUGUUAAUUAAUCCUCGCGAAAUGUUUCUAUUCUAUUCUAUUUCAAGUGGUGAGGAAUACAGAUUCAAUUCAAAUAGAUAAAUGAAUAAAGUCUGCUAUUUCAUACACAUCAAAGUUUACUCAAGUCUUAAAUGUGAAAGAAGUAACUUCAUUCAAGAAAAACACUGAUAUAUUUAAUUGGAGGAAGUCUGCUGGUCUGUUGCUAGCUCUUUCUUAGAUAUUUCUUUUUUUUGGUUUUGGAACUACAUGUGAACAAAAUUAUUGUCUUUAAAGAAAUUAAAUAAUUAUAUCUGUUUGGGUGCUAAGUUAACAGUAAAUAGAUAAGAAAGUGCCCAUUAAUAUAUUCUCAAUUCAACCAUGCAGUUACAUUUCAUUGAUGCAGUCAUACAUUGCUAUUAUGGGCAGAAUAUUACAUUAUUGCCACUGUUUUAACUAGAUUUGGGAAAUAAUGGGCAAGAUACCUUCAACAGAGUGUACCAAUUACCCGUGUUAUAACACUCUUCUUUUUUAUUUGCUUUUUAAUACAGUAGCUUUGAUCAUUCGACUUUGUAGUCCAUGAUUCACAGUUUCACUGAUUUAAUAUAUCAGUUGUAGAUUGAAUUUGGUUGAUAUGGUCUUUAGGCACUUCCAGUACUUGGACAGUUGCACAGUGGCAUACCAGCAGACAUCCUUAUCAGUUGGGUCAAUUUUUCACCUCCUUUUCUGAGAAAGUAAACAAUAUUGAAACCUUGCUGAAAUUAUUCUUUGUAAAAUGAUAAGAAUAUCACUUUACGGGUAUUUGAAUUACCCCGCAUGUGUUUUAUUUUAAGUUUUAAGGUCGUCAUAAGCAUGGUAAGAUUAAUGAUAGGUUUAGGUUUGUUACUUUUGGCCUCUGUCAGAUCAUUAGAACCAUUACUAUUCAUGUAAUCUGUUUCGUGAUUCAAUAAUUCUUUAAACAAGGAAAAAUGAGUCAGUUACUUAGAGGUUGCACACUAGUUUCGACUCUCAGGUCGGCUGUUGAUUUUAAAUCUGUAAUCCAAGCCUGUAAAGUAAGAAAAUAAAAGUGAUUUAUAUUCA